AUGGAGGCUGUAUCAGGCCGUGUUAUACAUGUCCUUCUCAGAGCUGCAGAGCAUAUCAAAUUCCACGCUAUAGCUCUACAAGAGUGCAAGAGCAGAAGUAGCGACGUACGGCAGAUGAGUUAUGGCACACUCGUCAUUCGUAGAGAAAAGGUCCCGUCACGAAAUGUAGGGGAUGUUGGUUUUGUUGUGCACACAUCUAUCGUCCAUCUCGUCGAUUCUCACGUGUUCUUGUCACCUCGUUCUGAUGAGCCCGAAGCGGAAUCUUUUUACUCAGAGCUAAAGGAAAUGAUGUGCAACGAGAAGUCCUGCAAAAUCGCAGUCGGAGACUUCAACGCAAAUCUGCGACGCGUUCCAACCUUUUCGUUCAUCAACGCUUGUAUCAAACCCGACCGUCCUCGAUCCGGGGAGCUCCACCCGGAUUCAUCCCUCGCAAAUGCAAGUUCCUAUCAAGAACUUGAAGAAUAA
Necator americanus (New World hookworm) is the source of this 465-nucleotide messenger RNA. RefSeq lists its product as uncharacterized. The record is from RefSeq and is a predicted model, not a curated record. The transcript has a single exon. The coding region runs from base 1 to 465 and encodes 154 amino acids. NCBI's taxonomy places the organism in Eukaryota, Metazoa, Nematoda, Chromadorea, Rhabditida, Ancylostomatidae.